CCGCUACCUUAAUUUUGACAUAAUCUACCAAGGAUUCCGUACUCUUAUCUCUAGUUACAGAGUAGUUAGUAUCUGAGCUUUCCACCGAGUUCUCUGAUAAGCUCUAGUGCCCCACCAUCCAACGGCUCGCUUCACGUGUGACAGUUCCAAGUUCCUGCGCCAUCAACUCGAGCUUACUACCCUGUCACUCUCCUCGCAAGCUGUGACGACACCGAAAUUUGCGAAGCAACCUCGGUCGUGCCACACAACAGUCGACCCAUUGCCCGCAUCCGUUCAGACUACCACGGUCGCACCAUUAGCUCAGCCUCGCCAUCCUCUCUCGCUGAGCGACCGACCGCCUUGGUAGUAGGAGCCUGCGGGGCUUCCAGAGCUUCCCAUGUGCUGACUUGGCACCGAGCUUCGCGGCUAAAUCGAAGACAAGGCGAGUGCGAAGGCAACUUCCCGACAAAGCUUUCUCGUUUCAGAGGACGCGUCUCUCGCCUAGCUCUGCACCAUAAGCAGUCGCGGGCUUCAACACCAAACGCCGGGGUGUAACGCGCAAUUCACCCAGCCACUAAUAUUCUACGCUCGAUUAUCGCCAUGUCUUCCGAGGCAGCGAAACAGGCGCCGCAAGGCGCGAAGUCGUCGGCUCCUUCCAAGGAGCUCUACCCGAUGAGCAAUUGGAAGUAUGACGGCUUUUUGUGGACAAUGUCUGUGCUGGUGGACUUGUUCUUCCGCGAGGUGCAUCCCCGAGGCGCUUGGAAGGUGCCGCGACACGGUCCGGUGCUCUUCGUUGCCGCUCCUCACGCCAACCAGUUCGUCGAUGCUCUCAUCCUCCAGCGAACCCUCAAAAUGGAAGCGAAGCGCCGCGUAUCUCUGCUCAUCGCUCAGAAGUCGGUACAUGGCUUCAUUGGGUGGGCAUCUCGCCAGGUUGGCUCCGUACCCGUUGGCCGCGCGCAAGACUCGGCGAGGCCUGGUCAAGGGACCAUCUACCUUCCCGAUCCCAUCAACGACCCGACUCUUAUUCGCGGAGUUGGCACAGACUUCGAGAAAGACGCCGAGGUCGGCGGCAUGCUCUUUCUUCCGUCCGCCAAGGGCCAGAGUGGCGCGAGCGUCGAUAUUGCGGAAAUCCUCGGUCCUCAGGAAAUCCGCACCAAGCGUCCCUUCAAGGGCAAGCUUGCCAUGGCCCAGCUCACGGCCCGAGACGACAUUGACCAGAACGGCAACCUCACGAACGUUGACGUCCACGGGCCGGCGCCGGGUUAUCAGGGAACCAAAUACAAGAUCGCCCCUCACAUCGACCAGUCCAAGGUCUACCAGGCGGUUUUUGACCGCCUCAAAUCAGGUGGAUGUGUCGGCAUCUUCCCAGAGGGUGGUAGCCACGACCGGACCGAGCUGCUCCCCCUCAAGGCCGGUGUGGCGAUCAUGGCACUGGGAACCCUCGCCGAGGCUCCGAAUUGCGGACUCAAAAUCGUGCCGGUUGGCAUGAACUACUUCCACGCCCACAAGUUCCGCUCGCGGGCCGUCGUCGAGUUCGGCCCUCCGUUUGAGGUCCCCCCCGAACUGGUUGAGAUGUACAAGAACAACCGGAGGAGGGACGCAAUCGGUCAGCUCUUGGACAUGGUCCACUCCGCGUUGAGCGCCGUUACCGUCUCGACUCCCGAUUACGACACCCUUAUGGUCAUCCAAGCAGCGCGCAGGCUGUAUAACCCGACCGGAAAGAAGCUUCCCCUGCCCGUGGUCGUCGAGCUCAACCGCCGGCUGGCCAUGGGCUAUGAGAGGUACAAGGACGACCCGCGGGUUAUCAAGUUGAAAGACUCGGUCACCGAGUACAACAGGCAGCUCCGCUAUCUGAAUAUCCGCGACCACCAGGUCGAGUACGCCAGAUUGUCGUGGCAUAUCGUCGUUCUCACCUUCGUCUAUCGUCUCAUCAAGCUCAUCAUCCUCUCGGCCGGCGUGCUCCCUGGCCUCAUUCUUUUCGCGCCGAUAUUCAUCGCGACAAAGUACAUUAGCCGCCAGAAAGCGAAGACGGCUCUCGCCGGUUCGUCGGUCAAGAUCCAGGGCAAGGACGUCAUUGCCACAUGGAAGCUCCUAGUCUCCAUGGCCCUCGCACCCGUCCUCUACGGCGCCUACACCUUCCUCACCAUGUAUUGGGUCUAUAUGGACCGGCUCGGUGGUCUUGUUCCCGAGUGGGUGUCCCUCUGGAUGGUGUUCUGGGCGUGCUGGAUCAUCUUCCCGUCCAUCACCUUCGCGGCGCUGCGCUUCGGCGAGGUCGGUAUGGACAUCCUCAAGUCGCUCAGGCCGCUGGCGCUCUGCAUCAACCCGUCUUCUAGCUACAGCAUCAGUCAACUUCGCGAGCGUCGCGCCGAGCUCAGCGCGCAGGUUACCAGCAUCAUCAACGCGAUCGGCCCGGAGAUGUUCCCCGAUUUUGAGCACACUCGGUUAGUCUUCGACGCUUACAGCCGCGGCGUAUCCAACGACGUGAGCAACGCGUUCCUCAACAACACGGGCUCGGGUCCAGGCUCCCCGACGCACUCGCGCGACCAGAGCGGCGCGUCCUCGCCAAAUGUCGACGGCGCCGCUAGCCCGGGCAUCUCGCGGCGCAACACCACGCAGUCCAGCCGCGCCAUCCCACGUAACGAGUCAUUCAGCAACAUUGGUCAGGCGCCCAUCUUCGCCACGCGGCCCCCCAGCCGCAGCAGGAGCCGGAGCAGUAGCGCUGGCGGCGGUCUGGGGAUGGCGGGGUUCCCUGUCAGCGGUUUCACAAGCUUGGAUAGCAAGGAAGGGUUCGACCAGGCGAACCGCAAGAUCCGCGAGGCGAUGCGAGAGCGCGGAGAGCUGAGGCGGCGGCAGAGGGAGAAGAGGAGGAUGUCGCUGGCGGAUGAGGACGGCUUGACUAGCGACGAGGAGGAGAGCGCCGAGAGCGCAUCUGGGUCGGCUCUGACGGAUUACGAGGAGGCGAGAAAGGCGAAAUAGGGGCUUGCUGCUCGCUUCCUCAUGAGUGGGCCUCGUUGGAAGCAGCCGCCUGGACAAACUGAGGGGGCUAUUAGGGUCGUGUAAAAGUUGGGGGACCCUGAGAUUCGGG
Thermothelomyces thermophilus ATCC 42464 is the source of this 3064-nucleotide messenger RNA. RefSeq lists its product as uncharacterized. The coding region runs from base 580 to 2955 and encodes 791 amino acids. The record is from RefSeq and is a predicted model, not a curated record. Gene Ontology annotation, cellular component: endoplasmic reticulum membrane. Gene Ontology annotation, biological process: phospholipid biosynthetic process. The transcript is spliced from 2 exons. Gene Ontology annotation, molecular function: glycerone-phosphate O-acyltransferase activity; glycerol-3-phosphate O-acyltransferase activity. NCBI's taxonomy places the organism in Eukaryota, Fungi, Ascomycota, Sordariomycetes, Sordariales, Chaetomiaceae.